UUGUGCUCGAAUCUCGUUGAAUGUGAAUUAACUCUCGGCUGCUUGUCGGCCGCGUUUGUUCUGGUCGGCUACGGCUCCCCUUUCUUUUUUUCGCUCAGACAAGAUUCUCUUUCGUCAACAUAUUGUUUUCGACUCAUUGCAUUGUUUUUAGUUGCAAAAACAAACAAAUUUUCCCGGCAUAAAUUUUCUCCAUUUUUUUGUCUGAUGUAUGAAGGCGAAUUCAAAGUGUUCCUAUUCAUUUUUUAAUUAGAAAAAAAGAAACAAAACAAAAUUCUCAAUUAUGGCGAAUGAUGAAGAAUUGAUGCGUGCAGCUAAAAAAUUAGAUAAAAUAGCCGUUCGUAAGGAUACUUCGAGCGCUUCACAAGCUGUUGACAUUUUAAAAGCAUUACAACGAAUGAAAAUAACAUUGGAUCAGAUACAGAAAACGAAUAUAGGCAAAAUUGUUAAUCAUCUACGUAAAUCGAUACAUGAUGAAGAGAUUAGUUCAUUAUCAAAAUCAUUGAUUAAAACAUGGAAAAAAUUAUUAAAUGAAAAAGAUGGUAAUAAUGGUGGUACUGGUGCAAACAACAACAACGGGAACAAAACUUCAAAUGAUAAUGGAAUAUCAAAUGAUUCGAUUGCUGAAUGUAAUGAUAAUGGUGGUUCAAGAUUACCAUCAUCAUCAUCAUCAUCACAAUCAUCACCGAAUAUUAAUGGUACAAUAAAUAAUUCAUCAAAUUCAAUUGGUGGCAACGGCAGUAUUGGUGGUAUAAAUAAACGUCCACAACCACCUAAACAAACAUCAUUUCCAUCUGAUACAAAUAAUACUAUCCGGCUUAAAUGUCGUGAAUUAUUAUCCAAUGCAUUAAAACCGGAUGCUGAAAUGGAAAAAGAUGAAGCAUUUUAUGAUGUUGAAAUUUUAGCCGCCGAAAUUGAAGAUAAUAUUUAUAAAGAAUUUAAAGAUACUAAUCUUAAAUAUAAGAAUCGUGUACGUUCACGUGUUUCGAAUCUUAAUGAUAAAAAAAAUCCUGAUCUCAAAUUGAAUGUACUACGUGGACAUAUUAAACCAGAAAGAAUUGCAAUCAUGACAGCCGAGGAAAUGGCCAGCAAUGAAAUGAAACAAUUGCGACAAAAAUUUACAAAAGAAGCAAUCAAUGAUGCACAAAUGUCAUUGACAGGUGGAACUAAAACCGAUUUGAUAAAAUGUCCAGCAUGUAAAAAAAGCAAUUGUACUUAUAAUCAGGUUCAAACACGUAGCGCCGAUGAACCGAUGACAACAUUCUGUUAUUGUAAUGAAUGUGGAAAACGAUGGAAAUUUUGCUGAUUGAAAAUAUUGAAUGCAAUUUGAUUCAGAUUUGUAGAUGUCCAAAUGAUGUUAACAUGAUUUUAUCCAGUCUGCCAACGAUUUUUUUAAAAAAACAACAUUGUCGAUUCUUAUGGUUCUUCGAAUUUGAAUUCAUCAUCAUCAUCAUCAUCAUCAUAUAGUAUCUUUUUUUUAAUGAACA
Messenger RNA from Dermatophagoides pteronyssinus (European house dust mite), 1484 nucleotides. RefSeq names its product RNA polymerase II elongation factor (gene TfIIS). The record is from RefSeq and is a predicted model, not a curated record. Gene Ontology annotation, molecular function: nucleic acid binding; zinc ion binding. Gene Ontology annotation, cellular component: nucleus. Gene Ontology annotation, biological process: DNA-templated transcription; transcription elongation by RNA polymerase II. Lineage: Eukaryota; Metazoa; Arthropoda; Arachnida; Sarcoptiformes; Pyroglyphidae.